Colletotrichum abscissum is the source of this 363-nucleotide messenger RNA. RefSeq lists its product as uncharacterized. The transcript has a single exon. Bases 1 to 363 code for a protein of 120 amino acids. Lineage: Eukaryota; Fungi; Ascomycota; Sordariomycetes; Glomerellales; Glomerellaceae. The record is from RefSeq and is a predicted model, not a curated record.
AUGAUGGUGUCCCUACUGUUCGUUUGGCUGACACCCAUCUCUGCCCAAGCAACAUGGCAUUUCAACAACGCUCACACUCACUUGUACAGCAAGCAUCACAUAGACUCCAACACAGUCGACAACUUGACAGUGCUGAUCGCCGCUACGGAUCGCCCUGUUCCCUGCAGUCCCGCGCAUCCUACGGUGCCUACGUGCUCGCUUCUCCUCACUUACACGCACAGCUCUCCAGCUUUCGUCCACCAUGAAACCCCCCAAUCUCGCGGGCCUAGCCACCGUCUGCACAUCAUGUCGCACUCUCUCCCUUUCUGCGCAGUACCUCUCCGCCGAGGGAAUACAACGUCAAAACUCACAACUCACUUGUAA